This is a messenger RNA of Sycon ciliatum, 2371 nucleotides long. Its product is annotated as cathepsin O-like. Gene Ontology annotation, molecular function: cysteine-type endopeptidase activity. Bases 89 to 1204 code for a protein of 371 amino acids. Lineage: Eukaryota; Metazoa; Porifera; Calcarea; Leucosolenida; Sycettidae. The transcript is spliced from 12 exons. Gene Ontology annotation, cellular component: lysosome. The record is from RefSeq and is a predicted model, not a curated record.
UUUUGUACUUCAUUUGUAGGAUUGUACGGCCUAGCCAGCUUGUCGUUUUCAUUUUUUACAGUUUUCUGUUAUUAUUAAUUUUGGUGAAAUGGCUUUCCUGCAAACUACGUUGACUAUAGUCUUGCUGCUAGCGAGCAGCGGUAAUGGUGCUCUGCAUGAUCAAGCUUCAUCGUGGUCAGUGGAUGUUUUCCAUCGCUACAUGCAGGAUUAUCAGAAGCCUUAUGCAGUUGGCAGCGACGAGUAUGUGAAGAGGUUAAACAAUUUCAAAGCCAGCCUUACCAGGGUAGCAUUGUUGAAUGCACAGAGUGAAGAGGAAAACCAGAGACUGAGUCAAGUCAACGACACCAUCGUCAUCAAUGACAGACACCGCUCAUCACCUGGCCGGCCUGUCUAUGGUAUUAACAGCUUCUCAGACUUAUCAACACAGGAAUUCAUUGCAAGCAAGCAGUGUAUGCACAGAGGUAAUGUCAGCCAGUUUGCUGGAAGCUCAGCACUGACAGCUGAUGAGUUCAUGUCCAAACAUGCCGAUAUGGUCACUCCCCCAGACAAGUGGGAUUGGAGAAAUCAAUCCGUGGUGACUGAAAUCAAGAACCAGAAGUCGUGUGGAAGUUGCUGGGCGUUUGCUGCCAUUGAAACUAUAGAGAGUGCUUGGGCUAUCAAGUAUUCUCGUCUCUACUCUCUCAGCGUCCAGCAGCUCAUCUCAUGCAACAUUGGCACUGGCAAUAGCGGCUGUAACGGUGGCCGAUAUGAAACUGCCUACAACUGGCUCAUUCAGGGAUCUCGGAAAGUUGACUUGGAUGCGGAGUAUCCAUAUUACGAUAGCAAAGGUGGAGUGUUGCCUUGCCGGGAGGUGGAGACAAAAUCCCCAGUUACAUUGACUAGCUACCAGUCCAUACUCAACAUAUCAUUGGCAACGGAGUCAGGUCUUCUUAUGAGAGCAGUAUACUACUAUGGACCAGUUGCCAUUGUUGUGGAUGCAGCCAGCUGGCAGGACUAUGAAGGCGGAAUAAUCCAGCACCACUGCACUGCCCAGUCUCUAGAUCAUGCCGUUGUUAUAGUGGGAUAUGAUACGACAGGCCCUAUACCGUACUGGAUAGUGCGAAAUACAUGGGGUGGUAGCUGGGGUCACAACGGCUAUCUCUACAUAGAAAUGAACAAGGACCUGUGCGGCUUGGAAAGCUCGCCGGCGUAUGUCCAAGUUUGAACCUAUAAUGCCGCCGCUGAAUAGUUCGCUAUCAAGACAACUUGCUAGCCACGAGUCGCCCAUGCUGGUCUUUAAAAGAUUUUGGCACCAUUGGUCAGUCCAUCUGAUCAAUGAACACAUACACACACACACACACACACACACACACACACACACACACACACACACACACACACACACACACACACACACACAUACACAUUCAUACACACACACACAUACAUAUUAUACGCGCGCACACACACACACACACACACACACACAAACUGGAAGGAAGUUUAGCGAUGCUACUGUGUCGCGCAUGCCAAGUGUCUCCCUGUGGGUUUACUAUUAUGAUAGCAUACGUUUGCCAUCUACACCUGACCUGCUUCUACACCUGACCUGCUCCCUAAGUGUUCUCUGGCAUGCAUAGAAAUCAGGGUUGAUGAUAUUCGGCAUCACAUGGGAUUACCGACCGUCAUGCCUACGGUUGCAUGUAUCGCCGGGUGGCUUGCAAUCGCAGAAUGCAACUUUCCACUUGAACAGUGUUGAGCUUCACCUUACUACUAUUGUCGAUAUACUGUCAGAGUGCUCUAUUUAUCUAAAGUUUUCAACGCACAUUUUUUUCUGCCAAUAUGCUGCACCGAUACUAGCAGUUUGGUCAUAAGUUACCAAGAGUAUAAUUAUACCCCCCCCCCACCCCCCAGAGUGUGCAACUCUCUCUCUCUCUCUCUCUCUCUCUCUCUCUCUCCCUCUCUCUCUCUCUCUCUCUCUCUCUCUCUCUCUCUCUCUCUCUCUCUCUCUCUCUCUCUUUCUCUCUCUCUCUCUCUCUCUCUCUCUCUAUCUCUCUCUCUCUCUCUCUCUCUCUCUCUCUCUCUCUCUCUCUAUCUCUAUCUCUCUCUCUCUCUCUCUCUCUCUCUCUCUCUCUCUCUCUGUUUUUGGUGCACAAAAACAUCUCUGGCGUUGAUUGCUUUCUUGCUUAGACAUCUGCUGUGCCUUUCUUCUCGUACUCCCCUCUAUGUACUAGUGUUGUGCAAACCCUCCUUCUAGUCUGUCUCAUCUUGCCCCGAGAUGUUUUGAUGCAUAGUGAUUAUGACGCUCAUCAUUCGCUCCCUUGUCACUGGACAGUUCUGACCGUGACCGUUUGGUUUUAGCGAAUUCUAAUAAAGAAAACAACAACCACAACAA